AUGCGUGUGGUGAAGAAAAAGCUCCUGGUGAGCUGUUUCGUGGUUCUUCUGGCUUUUUCGGCCCUUUUCUCGGUGCAUAGACACAUCAAUUCAAGAAGAUCUAUUAGGGAGCAGUUUUACGCAGAUGUGUUCCACAAUAUCAAGAAAUUCAGCCCGAUCCAUCCACCUAAGCAGCGGGAGUCUGUGAAGCUCAACGGGUGCGAUAUGGGAAAUGCAGGCAUAAACAAGGGUGAUUCCAUAAAACGCACAACAUUCGAAAACUUGGACCGGUGCUACAAAUUGUCGAAAUUGCAGUUCCAGGGGCUCCAGACCCCGCACAUGGGGUUUCUGGAAACGAUUCGGAAAUCGUUCGACUACCAGCCCGAAGCGUCAAUCCACGGGGACCUGUUCCCACAGGAAGAAGGAUUUGUCACCGUGGGUGGGGGCAGGUUUUCGCUGCUGUCAUACACAAUGAUCAAAACCAUGCGGGAACGUGGCUCCACGCUGCCUGUGGAAGUCGUGAUCCCCCCGCAGGACGAAUUGGGCGAAGAUCACUACUGCAACGAGAUUUUGCCGCAGCUCAACGCCCGUUGCGUUUUCUUCAGUGACGUUUUGCCCAAAAAACUUGUCAAAAACUGGGAAUUCAAACGGUACCAGAUCAAAUCCGUAGCGUUGCUCAUUUCCAGCUUCAAAAAAAUCGUUUUCAUCGACGCAGACGAUUUCCCUUUGAAAAAUUUGGACGAUAUUUUCCAAAGCCAAGUGGUCAAACAAAACGGGCUGGUACUGUGGCCAGAUCUGUGGAGACGCGUUACAGCUCCCGUUUUUUACCGCAUCGCCAACGUGGAGGUCGAUUUGACGCGUCGGGUUCGCAACUUGGGCGACGACGUAUCGCCUCCUUCGCGUUACGUAGAGCCCAAGAAAAAUUUGAACCUUGCAGAAAUUCCCUUCCACGAUUUUGAAGGUGCUAUCCCAGAUCCCACUUCAGAAUCGGGUCAAAUGGUCAUUGAUAAAGUCCGACACUUGAAAACCUUGCUAUUGGCCCUGUACUACAACGUCUAUGGACCCGAAUGGUACUAUUCUUUGAUGUCGCAGGGAACCGCUGGAGAAGGCGACAAAGAAACGUUUGCGUCCGCGGCGCAUGUGCUGGGCCUACCGUACUAUCAAGUCAAAACUAAAUUGAGCUUUGAUGGCUAUUUCAAAGAUGGCUUUCAUGGGGUAGCUUUAUUGCAGCACGAUUGCGUGCAAGAUUUCGAAUUACACGAAAAAGCUGUUGACCGGGUUAAGGCCGAUCUCGCCAACUACAAAAAAUACGAUGCUGAUUACGACCCUGAGACUGAAUUUUAUGGCAAGUUGAUAAAGCGCGACGACAAAACUGACAUCGAUGUGAUGUUUGCGCAUGCCAGCUUCCACAAGUUCGACCCAUGGCAACUCUACCACGAGAAAAUCUACCUCAACUCCGAUGGGUCUCAAUUCCGCUCCUUCACCAAUCUUGGUAAGAUCGGCAAUUUCGAUUUGGAGCUCUUCAAUUUCAGGGUCUUGCAAUCUGCACUGUGCUCUUCAAAAGUCAUUCAAUUUGCGUACUUGAAAGAUAAGUUCAAUACUCCCAAAUGGACCGAGGUAUGUCAAUACGUGAAAGACCGUGUUGAUUUCCUUACCGAAACCCAUAAAAAAGCCGUUGGGCUUUCAUAA
Molecule: messenger RNA, 1668 nt
Organism: Lachancea lanzarotensis
Lineage: Eukaryota; Fungi; Ascomycota; Saccharomycetes; Saccharomycetales; Saccharomycetaceae
Gene: MNN5
Product: LALA0S11e03576g1_1
Exons: 1
Coding region: 1-1668 (555 amino acids)
Biological process (GO): mannan biosynthetic process
Cellular component (GO): Golgi apparatus
Molecular function (GO): alpha-1,2-mannosyltransferase activity
Source: RefSeq, a predicted model, not a curated record